UAUGAAAAAAAUCAUCAUUCUAAUAAUAAUGCUAGCAAUGGCUUUAGCAGAUGUUACAUGUCUCUAAGAGAAGUGCAAAACAGAAUUUUACAAUUGCAAUAGAGAUAAAACUUGGUAUUCAUAUUUUUUAUUAAGUCAUGAUUAUAUUGCAGAUUGCUCUUGGUAAUUUGUUGGAAACUUGGGUUUUGAAAAAAAUUAACAUUAAAGAGCCAAAGAUAGUGUAAAAUAUAGUUUAUAACUUUAAGUAUGAAAUUUGCUUGAAAGGCUCAAGAAUAUCUAAAGCUUAAAUAUUAUAAGAAUGUAGAGUUAAAAAUUGUUAAGGAACAGUCAUUAAAUUCUGA
Molecule: messenger RNA, 341 nt
Organism: Paramecium sonneborni
Lineage: Eukaryota; Ciliophora; Oligohymenophorea; Peniculida; Parameciidae
Source: the annotation of a GenBank genome assembly